Drosophila rhopaloa is the source of this 1764-nucleotide messenger RNA. Its product is annotated as NKAP family protein CG6066. Gene Ontology annotation, molecular function: chromatin binding. Lineage: Eukaryota; Metazoa; Arthropoda; Insecta; Diptera; Drosophilidae. Gene Ontology annotation, cellular component: nucleus. The record is from RefSeq and is a predicted model, not a curated record. Gene Ontology annotation, biological process: regulation of gene expression.
UAAUCUAUUGUAUUUUGUUCACCCCUAAUUUGUUUUGCAUUUUCCGGUGAAAUUGUUAAAAAAUUAUAUUUUCGACAUGCGCCCACGCAGCAGGAGUCGCAGCAGACAAAGGGUGCGCCGCAGAUCCGAUUCCGGAGAUCGAUCCCGCUCGGAAAGAAGGACAAACCACAAAUCGCAGCACCGUCGAUCGGUUUCCCGGGAGAGGGAACGAGACAGAGAGCUCCACAGGGAAAGGACCUCAAAUCGCAGCUCCCGCCGCUCCAGGGAAAAGGAUGCAGUGCCCCGUCGUCGGAGAACCCGUUCCUCGUCCUCUAGCAGCUCAAGCACCAGCAGUGGCAGUUCCAGUUCUUCUAGAAGCCCUUCCAGAAACCGCAAAUCCCGACCAAAAUCCGUGGAGCGCUGGCCUAACGAUCGUUUCCACGAAAACAACGACAGGCGGCAGAAUCCUUUCCGAGGAAGGGCUCCCGAGGGCAGUUUCAUUAAUGACCCAGCUGAACCAUCGACAAGAUCACAGCAUCGGGGUCGAGGAGCCUCUAACCACCAGCCGAAAGGCGAUUUCAAGGCGGUAAAUGCCCGCAGGAACCAAAGGGUGCGCAUCGGCGAAGAGGGCGUGCCAGAUGUCUGGGGCAAGAGCCCAUCUCGGCCAGAAAGCGAUGACGUGGAGCUGGUUAAGGGUUCCUACAUAGGACCCAAAAAGAAAAGGAAAAAAGGUAAAAACAAACACAAAAAGUCGGACAAGAAAUCCAAGAAAAAGUCUAAGAAAUCCAAGAAGAAAAAGAGCAAGAAGGAGUCUAGCUCCUCGGAGGACUUCUCUUCCAGUUCGUCUAGUAGCGAGGACAGCAGCGAUGAAUCCAGCAGCUUAAGUUCCAGCUUUGAAAGUGAAAAUGAGUCCGACGAGAAAGAUGUUUGGUUGGAAAAGACCGCCGAGGGCAUCAAGAAAUCCAAAAAGAAAAAGUCUUCAGCGAGCAAAAAGGAUAAAAAGUCAAAAAAGAAGAAAAAGAAAAGAAAAUCUGAGGCGGAGAAGUCCAAGAAGGGCUCAACAUCUAGUGGUAGCAGGUCAAAGACGAGGGAUAGCGCAUCCCACAAUGACGAGGAUGUGGGCCCAUCGCUGCGAACUGGCGGCAGCCUGAAUCAAAAAGAUUUCGGCAAGGCUUUGCUGCCUGGAGAAGGUGCCGCCAUGGCUGCCUACAUCGCCGAGGGCAAGAGGAUUCCUCGCCGUGGCGAGAUCGGCUUGACCUCCGAUGAGAUCGCCAACUUUGAGUCCGUCGGCUAUGUGAUGAGCGGCAGUAGGCAUCGCCGCAUGGAGGCCGUGCGCAUCCGCAAGGAGAACCAGCUGUACUCCGCUGACGAAAAGAGGGCACUGGCCAUGUUUAGCAAGGAGGAGCGACAGAAGCGAGAGAACAAAAUCCUGUCGCAGUUCAAGGACAUGAUCCACUCCAAGCUGCAGGCCAAGGACAAGAAGUAGACGAGCCAUUUGUUGGAUUUGUAGAAACGAGUUUAAGACUUUUUUGAAUAUAAAUCAAACCCACAUUCAAAGGAAACUAAGGCCAACGAAUCAUUAAUACUUCAUGAUCUUGUAAACAUAUUAAUAAAUGGAAUAAUUAAAAAUUGUAGAAACCAAUUAAACUUAAAAAAAUGUGUAUACCAAUUUAAUUUCCGUGUAAAUGAAUCGUACAUACCGAUUUUGUUAUCACCGAUGCAUAAGGUUUUUUAUAUAUCCAGAAAAAAAUUCCACAUAUCAAAUAAAAGUAUACUUAUAAAAUA